UCCCCUAUCCUCAAGAUUCAUAUUCUCAAGAUUUGUAUUCCCAAGACCCCUAUUCUCAAGAUUCGCAUUCCCAAGAUUCAUAUUCCCAAGGCUCUUAUUUUCAAGAUUCAUAUUUCCAAAACCUCUAUUUUCAAGAAUCAAAUUUACAAGAAUCAGAUUUACAAAAAUCAGAUUCACAAAAAUCAGAUUCUCAAGAAUUAUGCCUUCAAGAUUCAUAUUUCCAAGAUUCUGUAAAGACUUUUAUUCAAAACUUAGCUGUUACAAUCUUUUGUAGUUGA
Messenger RNA from Dentiscutata heterogama, 278 nucleotides. The record is from the annotation of a GenBank genome assembly. Lineage: Eukaryota; Fungi; Glomeromycota; Glomeromycetes; Diversisporales; Gigasporaceae.